Nerophis lumbriciformis (worm pipefish) is the source of this 2397-nucleotide messenger RNA. The record is from RefSeq and is a predicted model, not a curated record. NCBI's taxonomy places the organism in Eukaryota, Metazoa, Chordata, Actinopteri, Syngnathiformes, Syngnathidae.
UAGCCGACGACACAGCAAUCUCCGCUGGAUGAGCAGGAGAAGCUUCUGGAUGAAGCCGUGCAGGCGGUCAAGGUGCAGUCGUUCCAGAUGAAGCGAUGCCUGGACAAGAACAAGCUGAUGGAUGCGCUGAAGCAUGCUUCCAACAUGCUGGGAGAACUAAGGACCUCCAUGUUGUCGCCCAAAAGCUACUAUGAGCUGUACAUGGCCAUCUCGGACGAGCUGCACUACCUGGAGGUCUAUCUGACGGACGAAUUCGCCAAAGGCCGCAAGGUGGCCGACCUGUACGAGCUGGUCCAGUACGCGGGCAACAUUAUUCCCAGGCUCUACCUGCUGAUCACAGUGGGCGUGGUGUACGUACGCUCCUUCCCGCAGUCUCGCAAGGACAUCCUGAAGGACCUGGUGGAGAUGUGCCGUGGCGUGCAGCACCCUCUCAGAGGCCUUUUCCUCAGGAACUACUUGCUGCAGUGCACCCGCAACAUCCUUCCCGACGACGGCGAGCAGACCGAAGGGUCGGAGGAGAUGACGGGUGACAUUAACGACUCGGUCGACUUUGUGCUGCUCAACUUUGCCGAGAUGAACAAGCUGUGGGUGCGCAUGCAGCAUCAGGGCCACAGCCGAGACCGGGAGAAGCGCGAGAAGGAGCGGCAGGAGCUGCGCAUCUUGGUGGGCACCAACCUGGUCCGCCUAAGCCAGCUGGAGGGCGUCAACGUGGACAAGUACAAGCAGGUCGUGCUUCCCGGUGUGCUGGAACAAGUUGUCAACUGCCGAGACUCGCUGGCGCAGGAGUACCUGAUGGAGUGCAUCAUCCAGGUGUUCCCGGAUGAGUUCCACUUGCAGACCCUCAACCCGUUCCUCCGCUCCUGCGCCGAACUCCAUCAAUACGUCAACGUCAAAAACAUUAUCAUCGCCCUCAUCGACAGACUGGCAUUGUUCGCUCACCGAGAAGACGGACCCGGGAUUCCGGCCGAGAUCAAGCUUUUUGACAUCUUCUCGCAGCAAGUGGCCACCGUGAUACAGUCGCGGCAGGACAUGCCGUCUGAGGACGUGGUGUCCCUGCAGGUGUCCCUCAUCAACCUGGCCAUGAAGUGCUACCCUGACCGCGUGGACUACGUGGACAAAGUGCUGGAGAGCACGGUGGAGAUCUUCAACAAGCUCAACCUAGAACACAUAGCCACGAGCAGCGCCGUCUCCAAGGAGCUGACGCGUCUGUUGAAAAUCCCGGUGGACACGUACAACGACAUUCUGACGGUGUUGCGGCUCAAGCACUUCCCGCCGCUCUUUGAGUACUUUGACUACGAGUCUCGCAAGAGCAUGAGCUGCUACGUGCUCAGCAACACGCUAGAGUACAACACCACAAUCGUGGCGCAAGAGCAGGUGGACUCCAUCUUAAACCUAGUGUCCACGCUGAUCCAGGACCAGCCUGACCAGCCGGCGGACGACCCGGACCCCGAGGACUUUGCCGAGGAGCAGAGCCUCGUGGGCCGCUUUAUUCACCUGCUGCGCUCAGACGACCCCGACCAGCAGUACUUGAUCCUCAACACGGCCCGUAAGCACUUCGGCGCGGGCGGGAACCAAAGGAUCCGAUACACGCUGCCGCCUCUAGUCUUUGCCGCCUACCAGCUGGCAUUCAGAUACAAGGAAAACUCCUCACUGGAUGACAAGUGGGAGAAAAAGUGUCAGAAGAUCUUCUCGUUCGCCCACCAGACCAUAAGCGCGCUGAUCAAGGCCGAACUGGCCGAGCUGCCCCUGCGACUCUUCCUGCAGGGGGCGCUGGCGGCCGGCGAGAUCGGCUUCGAGAACCACGAGACGGUGGCCUACGAGUUCAUGUCGCAAGCUUUCUCGCUGUACGAGGACGAGAUCGGCGACUCCAAAGCGCAGCUGGCCGCCAUCACGCUGAUCAUCGGCACCUUCGAGCGCACCCGCUGCUUUGGCGAGGAAAACCAUGAGCCGCUGAGGACGCAGUGCGCGCUGGCCGCCUCCAAGCUGCUGAAGAAACCCGACCAGUGUCGCGCCGUCAGCAUCUGCGCGCACCUCUUCUGGUCCGGACGCAGCAGCGACAAGAACCAACAAGAGAUCCGAGAUGGCAAGCGCGUGAUGGAGUGUCUGAAGAAAGCGCUCAAGAUCGCCAACCAGUGCAUGGACCCAUCGCUGCAAGUGCAGCUCUUCAUCGAAAUCCUCAACCGAUACGUCUGCUUCUACGAGAGGGAAAACGACGCUGUGACGGUGCAGGUUCUGAACCAGCUGAUUCAGAAGAUCCGGGAGGACCUCCCCAACCUGGAAGCGGGCGAGGAGAGCGAGCAGAUCAACAAACACUUCCAAAACACGCUGGAGCACCUGCGCCUGCAGAGGGAGGCCCCCGAGUCCGAGGGGCCCGUCUACGAAGGACUGGUCCUCUAA